AACUUCAAAUGAAAACAUUCUGCCUUUUGAGUUUGCUAGUAUCCAUCAUACAACUGUUAGCUUCCACCUUCCUUCAUUAAAUAAACAAUGCAACACAUAUGUUACUGUCUUCUUCUCUCCUGAAUCUCUCUAAAAGAUCGACCCUUAAUUUUCAGUAACCUCACUGAUCGGAAUCCAAACCCAGGUGCUUAGAUUCCGGUCACCGUUGAGAGGUUUGAUGAAAUGGGGUCCUUAGAAAGAUCAAAGAAGAAGGUUCAGUUAUGGAAGAAAGCUGUUGUCCAUUUUGCUUUGUGUUUUGUUAUGGGGUUCUUCACAGGCUUUGCUCCUACUGGUAAAGCUUCAAUCUUUUCUAGUCAAAUUAUUUCUUCAAACAAGUCAUAUUUCUCGCCACAACCCAUCGAAGUGCUUCACUCAGCAGUGACACCACCAGCACAGGACCCCAAAAAUGACAGUUUGGCAGCUGAAACUCCCAUGCAAAUUCCUGCAGAAUCUGAACGUGCAAAGUUCUUGGAAGAAGUAGAAGAAAGAGAAGCCAAGUUGAAUCCAAGAAGAUUAAUAAUUAUCAUCACUCCAAUGAGUAGUAAAGAUGCGUAUGAAGGUGUGUUUUUGAGGAGAUUAGCUAAUACUAUAAGAUUGGUUCCUCCGCCAUUGCUGUGGAUUGUUGUGGAGGGGCAGACAGAAUCAGAUGAAGUGUCAGAGAUUCUUAGAAAAACAGGAAUUAUGUAUAGGCACUUUGUGUCCAAAGAGAACUUUACAGAUCCACAGGCUGAAUUGGAUCAUCAGAGAAAUGUUGCUCUUAGGCAUAUUGAGCAGCACAGGCUGAGUGGAAUCGUUCAUUUUGCUGGCCUUUCCAAUACUUAUGAUCUUGCCUUCUUUGAUGAGCUCAGAGAAAUUGAGGUAUUUGGGACAUGGCCAAUGGCAUUGCUAACAGCAAACAAGAAUAAGGUGAUAAUCGAAGGACCAGUAUGUGAUUCGUCCCAAGUGAUCGGAUGGCAUCUCAAGAAAAUCAACAAUCAAACAGAUUCAACACCUCCUAUUCAUAUUUCAAGUUUUGGUUUCAAUAGUUCUAUCCUUUGGGAUCCUGAGAGAUGGGGUCGCCCUUCUUCUGUUCCUCAAACUUCACAGAAUUCAAUAAAAUUUGUGAAGCAAGUAGCUCUUGAAGAUGAGACAAAGCUAAAGGGAAUCCCCCCAGAGGAAUGCUCUAAAAUCAUGCUUUGGCAGCUUAAAUUUCCGAUUGAGAAUUCAUCAUCUGAUAGUCUUUCCAACACAGCAGUUGAUAGCAACCAGAGAUGAUUAUAAAAUUUUACAAUUUUUUUUUUAUUUUGUUAUAGUAUGAAUAUAGAGAGAGAAAGCUUGUCAAACAAUUAAGGAUUUAAAAGAAAAUUAAUUCUUGAAUUUUACUUUCUCAAUUUUAAUAUGCUAUCAAAAGCCAUAUUAAUUGGAGGGUACAGCAAAUGGAAAUAAAAAACACCAAAUAGUCGUACGCAGCUUGUGCCAGUGUUAAAAUAUUUUAUGUUAUUAUUAUAUAAAAUUAUUUUAUAAAAUAAUAU
Manihot esculenta (cassava) is the source of this 1550-nucleotide messenger RNA. Its product is annotated as beta-1,4-xylosyltransferase IRX9. NCBI's taxonomy places the organism in Eukaryota, Viridiplantae, Streptophyta, Magnoliopsida, Malpighiales, Euphorbiaceae. Gene Ontology annotation, molecular function: xylosyltransferase activity; galactosylgalactosylxylosylprotein 3-beta-glucuronosyltransferase activity. Bases 223 to 1293 code for a protein of 356 amino acids. The transcript is spliced from 3 exons. Gene Ontology annotation, biological process: plant-type secondary cell wall biogenesis; glucuronoxylan biosynthetic process. The record is from RefSeq and is a predicted model, not a curated record. Gene Ontology annotation, cellular component: Golgi membrane.